This is a messenger RNA of Rosa rugosa (rugosa rose), 940 nucleotides long. RefSeq lists its product as uncharacterized. The coding region runs from base 10 to 765 and encodes 251 amino acids. The record is from RefSeq and is a predicted model, not a curated record. Lineage: Eukaryota; Viridiplantae; Streptophyta; Magnoliopsida; Rosales; Rosaceae. The transcript is spliced from 4 exons.
GAGAGCCAAAUGACUAGAUUCAACCUUGGAAUCUUGAAUGAUUGCCUCUCUAUAACUGUUUGUUGGAGAGCUAGUAUCCAUGUUUCGGUGAUGAAGCAUUACGGUGUCGAGGACUCUUGGACCAAAGAGCUUGACAUUAGUGUGGAAUAUGGUCCGUCGUCGUUUGGUGGUUACGCACAAAUUUUGAGUUUUUUACCAGAAUGGCAAGUCCUGUUGUGGCAGGGUAGGUUGCAGGCUCAUACUGCUGGAAGUGAGGGCUUUGUUGGGCUUCAGGUUGAUGGGAUACCAUCUUCGGUUGACAAAGCCUAUCCCCAUGUUCCAAGCUUUAUUUCACUUAAAGAUGUUAUCAGGUGUCAGAACCCUGAGGGGCAAGGAAAUGUGCAAACCAAUGCAGCAGAUCAUGAGAAUGCUAAGGAAGAUAAACAGAAUUUGCAAUCUAAUUCUUAUGGAUUAAAUCAAGGGAAUGUGCAAUCUGUAACUGUACCAGUCGAUCAACAGCAACAGGGCCAACUGAAUGUGCAAUCCAAUGCAGCAGAUCAUGGGAAUGCUGAAGCAGAUAAAGGGAAUGUGCAAUCUAAUGCUGAUCAAUUAGAUCAAGGGAAUUUGCAAUCUAUAGCUGCAACAAUUACCCAAAAAACACAGGAGAAUAGAGCACCCAAGAAGGCAAAAACCACACAUGAAGUUCAACCAAUGCAAGCCUCUUCAUCCCAACCAUUUUAUGCAUCACCACCCAAGCCAACACAGCCAUCUGUUGUGCAGCUAUGAACUGUGCAAACCAGUUCGUCCAUCCCAGAACUGUGAUAAAGAUGAAGACCAAGUCCCCUGCAAAGAGGAAGAGAGCUCCAGCAGAGAAGUAACUGACUCCCCUGCUAAGAUGAAGCAUUUUGGGUGUAAUUUCAGAUAUUUCGAAGCAUUGGGCUUUUGUUCACUUUAUAACAAA